AUGUUACUGAUUGGAACCAAGAAAGACACUGUCACCAGCCAACCUCGUUUGCGAGAGGUCCCCUUCAAUCACGCCAAGAGAUAUGCUGCCACGAAAAACAUGCUGGACGCCAUCGAGACCUCGGCCAAAGACAACACAAACAUUGAGGGCACCUUCAUGCGGAUGGCCCGGGCUCUGUGGAGGAAGAACGAGGGUCUCAGCUCAGUGGCAGACACAGAGAUGUCCUUCAGACUCAGUACUCAGACGAUGGAGAAGGGGAAGGGCCACGCCUGCUCCUCCUGCUCAGUCUUAUGA
This is a messenger RNA of Geodia barretti, 294 nucleotides long. Lineage: Eukaryota; Metazoa; Porifera; Demospongiae; Tetractinellida; Geodiidae. The record is from the annotation of a GenBank genome assembly.